AUGGAGGAGUCGACCAAGACGCUGGCCGAGUCGCUCAGCAUCGUCAAGGUCCAGCGCGUGCAGCUGAAGCGCUACCUGGACAUGGACCACGUCAUGGACGCGCUUAAGAGCGCGUCGACGAUGCUCAGCGAGCUGCGCACCUCCAGCCUCACGCCGAAGCACUACUACGAGCUGUACAUGGCCGUGCUGGAUGCACUGCGCCACCUCUCGAUCUACCUGUACGAUGCGCAUACCGGUGGCAAGCACCACCUUGCCGACCUCUACGAGCUCGUGCAGUACUGCGGCCACAUUGUGCCGCGCCUCUACCUCAUGAUCACCGUCGGCAGCGUGUACAUGUCCGUCCCCGACGCGCCCGUCAGGGAGAUCAUGAAGGACAUGACGGAAAUGAGCCGCGGCGUCCAGCACCCGACGCGCGGCCUCUUUCUGCGCCACUACCUCUCGACCACAACCCGUGAUCACCUGCCGACAGGCUCCGAGCCCGGGCCGGCCGGCGACCUGUCCGACAGCAUCAGCUUCGUGCUCGCGAACUUUGUCGAGAUGAACCGGCUGUGGGUCCGGCAGCAGCAUCUCGGCCACUCGCGCGAGCGCGAGAAGCGCGAGAUGGAGCGUCGCGAGCUGCGCAUUCUCGUCGGCACGAACCUCGUGCGCCUCAGCCAGCUCGAUGGCGUGUCGCUCGAGCUGUACCAGCAGACGAUCCUCCCAUCCAUCCUCGAGCAGGUCAUCCACUGCAAGGAUGCCAUUGCGCAGGAGUACCUCAUGGACGUCAUCAUCCAGGUCUUCCCCGACGACUUCCACCUGCACACGCUGCACCUCGUCUUGUCCGCAUGCACUCAGCUGCAUCCCAAGGUCAGCGUCAAGCAGCUCGUCAUCGCGAUGAUCAACCGCCUCGCCGCGUACGCGUCGCGUGAGGCGGACAACGAGGCGCCCGAGGAGCGCCAGCGCCAGGAAGACGCAGCCCGCGCCCGCCUCGCGGCCCAAGUCCGUGCGAGACGGCCGCCGUCCACUACGCCGCCGCCGUCGCACAUCUGGUACACGAUCGCGCAAGAACAGAGCACGAAGCGCGACUCAUGGCGCCUCCUCUUGACGGACCUCGAGCAUGCGCUCCCCGACGACGGCGAUAACAUCUGGAGCGAUACGGCACGGCCGACGCCCCAGCCCAAUCUGUGGGAGCCUGUGCCGCCUGAGGCGCCCGUCGAUGCGGACGAGGCGCCAGCCGCCGACCUGCCUGCGCCCCCCGCGACGUUCCGCGGCAUUCCGCACGACGUACACCUCUUCGAGGUGUUCUGGGAGCAGAUCCAGCACCUCAUGCAGGCACGCACGGACCUAUCGAUGCAGGACAUCUCGGCGCUGCUCCUCUCGCUGCUCAACCUUUCGCUCAACUGCUACCCGGACCGCCUCGAGUACGUCGAUCAGGUGCUCGGCUUUGCGCGCGAGAAGCUCAGCGAGGCCCUCGAGGCCGGCGACAGCACGGUCCUCGCACCACAGAGCCACUUCCACAUGCUGCUCCUCGCGCCCAUACAAGCGUAUGACAGUGCGCUCACGCUCCUGGGUCUGCCGCAGUUCCACGCCCUGUGGUCCAUGCAGCUGCCUCUCACGCAGCGCGCCAUCGCCCAGGCCAUCGUGUCCUCGAUGCUGCGUCGCCACACACUCGUUUCGUCACCUGCCGACGUCGACGGGAUCCUCGGCCUGUGUGCGCCGCUCUUGCAGUACCAGCCUGACGUGCCGGACCCGAGUCUCCCGGCGCAGGCAGCGAUCCUCGAUGAGUUGCGUGCGCAGCACGGCGCCCUCGCCCGGCUCGUGCACCUGUUCUACGCAGACGACGUGCAAGUGCAUCUCGCGCUGCUGCACACCGUCCGGCAGCACUAUAGUCAGGGCGGCGACGCGAUGCGACACAUCUUCCCGCCGCUGAUCCUCGAUGCCAUCGCCCUCCUUCGCCGCGUGCCGCGCGAGUCAGCUUGGGAGCGCAAGGUCCGCACCCUCUUCCAGUUCGUGCACCAGCUGAUCGCCGCGCAGUACCAUGCCGUCGAGACGCCCGAGCUGUGUGUGCGCCUCUUUCUCCUCGCGGCGGAAGUCGCUGACGAGGCACGCAUCGAAGACGUGGCGUACGACAUGUUCGUGCACGCAUUCACCAUCUUUGAAGAGAGCCUGACCGACUCGCGCGCCCAGCUCCAGGCGAUUGGCCUCGUGAUCAGCACACUGCACAAGGCCCGCGUCUUUGGCACGGACAACUACCAGACCCUCGCGACCAAGGCCGCCCUGUACUCGGCCAAGCUCCUCAAGCGGCCGCAGCAGGCCACGGCCGUGCUCAUGGCAAGCCACCUGUGGUGGCAGACCCCCACCGACGACGCGCCCUACGUCCGCAACGGCCGCCGCGUGCUCGAAUGCCUCCAAAAGACACUCCGCAUCGCCGACGCGUGCAUGGACCCACAUGCCUCGCUCGAGAUGCUCUGCGACGCCCUCAGCAAGUACAUCUACUACUUUGAGCUCGGCGUCGACACCGUAUCGACGCAGCACAUCAACUCGCUCACGAGCCUCCUGGCCCAGGCGCUCGAUGGCGCGCCGACCGACGACCCAGACACGCCCCCGGCUUCGUGGCACACGGCCGCACCCGUCGACGCACCGACCCAAGCCACGCGCCGUCACUUGGUGCAUCUCCUGCGCUACGUUGAGAUGCGCAAGCGCGAGGCACUCGAGCAAGACUCGUCACCCACCGGCCCCGACUGGCACGGCCUGCAAACCAAGGCACUGCUGUCGCGCAUGACAUAA
Malassezia restricta is the source of this 2766-nucleotide messenger RNA. Its product is annotated as vacuolar protein sorting-associated protein 35. The record is from RefSeq and is a predicted model, not a curated record. Gene Ontology annotation, biological process: intracellular protein transport; retrograde transport, endosome to Golgi. Lineage: Eukaryota; Fungi; Basidiomycota; Malasseziomycetes; Malasseziales; Malasseziaceae. The coding region runs from base 1 to 2766 and encodes 921 amino acids. Gene Ontology annotation, cellular component: late endosome; retromer complex; retromer, cargo-selective complex. The transcript has a single exon.